This is a messenger RNA of Hydatigera taeniaeformis, 798 nucleotides long. Lineage: Eukaryota; Metazoa; Platyhelminthes; Cestoda; Cyclophyllidea; Taeniidae. The record is from the annotation of a GenBank genome assembly.
AUGGAACUGAUUCGCCGCUAUCUUCCUGCGCCACUUCCUCAAACAUUUUCUCAUCCUGCUAGGCUUAACCUCGGCCACAUUUCAUGGGCUCAACUGGCUCUUGAGGUUCAAAAUCAAGUUCUCUAUUACCUCAACCCUCACGAUAUUGGGCCCGAUUUGGUGUGCGAAUGGCGGAGCCUUUCACAAGCAGCAUUGGUAGUGAAUAACACAGACACAGCUAAUUGCUUCAGUGGUGGACCUAAUUGUUCGUUUGCCGAUUGGAUUUCUAAUCAGCAGAUGUUUCCCGAUCACUUUCAUCUUCUUAUGUGCCUUGGUCCGUCAUCCACUCGGCGACAGAGGAUCUUCCACCAAUGCAGCGACGAAAUUCCCCAGCUGAUGGCUUUAUCGCAGUCGCUCUUCUGCGCCAUUUUGGCUGCCAUUCAUAAGCAUUCCCGGGACAGAAUGAGCAGCAACUCUUCAACGAUUUCCACUCUCCCAGAGAUAAUUUCUCCACUCCAGAUCGAAACGGCAACCAGUAACGUCAACGUUUUUGUGGAUACCAUUGAUUCCUAUUUUGAGGGCUUCGUUGCCGUCUGUCCUUCCAUUCAACACUUAAUACACGCCUUCUGUGCCUGCCUGAGGGAGUCUUCGCUCUCGGCACAGGCGGUGGCGCGUGCCUGGGUUGUGUGGGGCGCUCUACAGAUGCACUGUGCUUUCCCCUUCCCUCCUCUUGACCCAACCAUUGUGAAUGCCUUUAAACUUUCAAUUGCGCAAGCUGAGGUAAGCAGUAGUUUUCUCUUUCAUUCUAUUAAAUUUUGA